Polyodon spathula (Mississippi paddlefish) is the source of this 5437-nucleotide messenger RNA. Its product is annotated as protein kinase C-binding protein 1-like. The transcript is spliced from 24 exons. Lineage: Eukaryota; Metazoa; Chordata; Actinopteri; Acipenseriformes; Polyodontidae. Gene Ontology annotation, biological process: regulation of DNA-templated transcription. The record is from RefSeq and is a predicted model, not a curated record. The coding region runs from base 344 to 4096 and encodes 1250 amino acids. Gene Ontology annotation, molecular function: protein binding.
GAAAGGUUUGUAUGUCAGUCUCGCUCAGGUGGUUCGUGAGCAGCGUUCGAAACGGUUGGAUUCCGAAUGAUUGAGAGGCAUUUGAAAAAGUGUUGUGUUUUGGAGUAGUGCUGAAUUCCUUAUACGCAGAAUUGCUCUUGCCUGCCUGAGCUGAACAAAGAUAAUUACUCAGGAAAUGUUUCAGCCAAUCCCCUGCAGCUUUACAUCCUGGUAGUCAAAGGAGGCCAUUCAGGGUGCAGCUUCUAUCAGAGAGUCGAUCAAGCUGAAGUACCAAGCCCUUUCUGUCUAAGAACUGAGACUGUCCUCCAUGUUUUAUAAGUAUUGACAUAACACUGUGUUAGCCAUGCAUCCACAGAGUUUGGCUGAAGAAGAAAUUAAAACAGAACCGGAGGUGGUUGAGGGAAUGGACAUCUCAACACGAUCUAAAGUUUCAGAUCCUGGGCCAGCAGAGCGUGUAGCACAGAAAAGAAAGAUUCCUAGUCCUCCACAUUCUUCCAAUGGCCACUCCCCAACAGAGCCAUCUGCCAGCCCCAUAAAAAAGAAAAAGAAACCUGGUUUAGUGAACAGUCACAACAAGGAGCAGUCAGAACUAAGGCAUGGUCCCUUUUACUAUAUGAAGCAGCCACUCACCACAGACCCUGUUGAUGUUGUGCCGCAGGACGGGCGGAAUGACUUCUAUUGCUGGGUGUGUCACCGUGAGGGCCAGGUCCUCUGCUGUGAGCUUUGCCCACGGGUCUACCAUGCAAAGUGUCUGAAACUGACAGCUGAGCCUGAGGGGGACUGGUUCUGUCCUGAAUGCGAGAAAAUAACAGUAGCGGAAUGUAUAGAAACUCAAAGCAAAGCAAUGACAAUGCUAACGAUAGAUCAGCUGUCGUACCUUCUUAAGUUUGCACUACAGAAGAUGAAACAACCUGGGGAUCAGCCUUGCUCGCCUCUCUCUCCCCAUGCAGCAGCCCAUCGGAGAGAACCUAUUAAUUGGACGGAGCCAUUUCAGAAGCCAGUUUCACUAGAACAACACCCUGAUUAUGCUGAAUAUAUCUUUCAUGCGAUGGACCUUUGCACGUUAGAAAAGAACAUCAAAAAGAAAAUGUAUGGUUGUACUGAAGCUUUCCUGGCUGAUGUUAAGUGGAUUUUGCACAACUGCAUAAUUUAUAACGGAGGUAAUCACAAAUUGACAGCGACGGCUAAAGUCAUAAUAAAAAUUUGUGAACAUGAAAUGAAUGAAAUUGAAGUGUGUCCAGAAUGCUAUCUGUCAGCCUGCCAAAAGAGGGAAAACUGGUUUUGUGAGCCUUGUACUAACCCUCAUCCUCUAGUAUGGGCAAAACUGAAAGGCUUUCCAUUCUGGCCUGCCAAAGCACUGAGGGAUAAAGACGGGCAGGUUGAUGCCCGAUUUUUUGGGCAGCAUGAUAGGGCAUGGGUCCCUAUAAAUAACUGCUACCUCAUGUCAAAAGAAAUUCCUUUUUCUGUGAAAAAGACAAAAAGCAUCUUUAACAGUGCCAUGCAAGAGAUGGAGAUCUACGUGGAUAACAUUGGGAAGAAGUUUGCCGUUUUUAAUUACGCUCCCUUCAGGACACCGUACACCCCAAACAACCAGUUUCAAAUGCUGCUGGAUCCCACUAAUCCGACGGGGGGGACUGUAAGGCCAGACAAACAAGAGAAAAUCAAGUUCAAUUUUGACAUGACGGCAUCCCCAAAGAUCAUUCUGAGUAAACCCAUGCUGACCUGCAGCACUGGACGGAGAAUCUCCUUAACCGACAUGCCAAGGUCUCCGAUGAGUACAAAUUCCUCUGUGCAUACAGGCUCCGACAUCGAGCAGGACGCUUCAGAGAAGAGCGUCAAGGCUCCAUUUAGUCACUACAGUGCUGGUGAGGAGUCCGUGGACUUCACAGAUCGGAGCACAGCAUCUCCAGCAUCUGCGAAAAUGGGGCAUGCUGGGAGUCCAAAACCUUUCGCUUCUCAAUCAUCCACACCCAUUGCUCCCAAACAAGAACGCACCUCAACAACUGGCAGCAUUCUUAACCUUAACCUGGAUCGCAGCAAAGCUGAAAUGGACCUGAAGGAACUGAGCGAGUCGGUACAGCAGCAGUCCACAGCGCUUGUGCUGACAUCACCAAAGAGACAAAUACGCAGCCGUUUCCAGCUCAAUCUUGAUAAAACCAUUGAAAGUUGUAAAGCCCAACUUGGAAUAAAUGAGAUUUCUGAAAAUGCGUACACAGGGGUUGAACAUAGUGAUUCUGAAGAUUCUGAGAAGUCUGACUCCAGUGACAGCGAGUAUAUGAGUGAAGAUGAACAGAAAUUAAAAAAUGGACAAGACGAGGAUAAAAGCGAAAGGGACCUAAAAAAGAAAGCCAAACUGUCUUCCCAAAGUGAUGUAAAAACAGAGGCUAAUGAGGAAAGCAAAGGAACCGAACAGAAAACUGAACUCUUAACAAAAGAAAGGUCAAGCUCAGACUUGGAAAAGGAGCAUUCAGAAAUACUUAAGGGUUCACAGCACUCUUCAAAGGAAAAGUUAAAAGCCAAAGAAGAGGUGGGGCCCCCUCCUGUGGGCCAGGACAUGGAUUCAGACUCCGAUGGGGAGCUGGUGAUAGACCUGGGGGAGGAUCAUGCUGCCCGUGACAGGAAGAAAAGCAAGAAGGAGCAGACUUCCACAAAUGCAACGAAAGAGACUCCUGCUGCUAAGCAAGAGGGUAAGGUUUCUCCUCCUCCCAGCACAGCUCUGAAGCCUGCUGGAGAAACUUCUUCUUCACUUCCUAGCCUCAAGGACUCUGCUCAGACUUCCACCAUUGCAAUCCCGAUUAAUGUGGUGUCUAUCCCAGCUACUUCGCUAACAUCUAGCACUGCUGCUGCAGCAGUUAAAAAACAGAGGCCGCUUCUGCCCAGGGAAACUGCUCCAGCUGUCCAGCGGGCUGUUGUAUGGAAUUCCACAAAUAAGUUCCAAACCUCCUCACAGAAAUGGCAUAUGCAGAAGGUACAGAGACAGCAACAGAACCAGAGCCAAAACCAGCAGCAGCAGAACCCAUCCCCUCAGAAUACACAGCAACAGAGUUCACAGAAGCAAAUACAGCCAGCGCAACCACCGCUGCCAGCACAGCCACUGCAGCCACAGCAGUCUUCACAGCCCUCCACAAGCUCUCGAUACCAGACUAGACAGGCAGUUAAAGCUGUACAACAGAAAGAGGUCACUCAGAGCACAUCAACAUCUUCGAUUACUCUGGUUACAAGCACUCCAGCUGUUUCGAUGAUAACCACACCAGUAACAGUCAGCACACCUUCUACAUCAGUUAACACUGACUUCCAGAUUGCAACAACUUCAGCUGAUGUUGCAGCAGAUAUUGCUAAGUACACCAGCAAAAUAAUGGAUGCAAUAAAAGGAACAAUGACUGAAAUAUACAACGAUCUCUCAAAAAGUACUUCGGGCAAUACAAUACAAGAGAUUCGACGGUUGAGAAUUGAAAUUGAUAAGCUGCAAUGGCUGCAUCAGCAGGAGUUGUCAGAAAUGAAACACAACCUUGAGCUGACGAUGGCGGAGAUGCGUCAGAGCUUAGAGCAGGAGCGAGAUCGGCUGAUGGCGGAGGUUAAGAAACAGACAGAGCUCGAGAAACAACAGGCUGUGGAUGAGACCAAGAAAAAACAGUGGUGCGCCAACUGCAAGAAAGAAGCCAUCUUCUACUGCUGCUGGAACACCAGUUACUGUGACUAUCCAUGCCAGCAGGCUCACUGGCCUGAGCACAUGAAGUCCUGCACGCAGUCCGCCACUGCAUCUCAGCAAGAGGCUGAGAUAGAAACAAAUACAGGUGCUUCAAGCAAAACCUCCCAACAGUCCGCCAGUGUUCAGCCACUGGCAACAGAAACUACAGCUGCCCCACAUGAAAAGGACUCCAGUGUAGAAAAAAGCAAGGACAAUGACACUAUAGCAACAGGCGUGAAGAGCAGCCAGCCAAUUAAAUUGGUCCAGGUACCACAGACCUAUAUCCCAAAUUCUCAACCCACAAUAACGAUCCCAGUAGUUGUCGGCCCCAGUGCUGGGACAGUAGCCAUGCGAACAGGAGUCCAGUAUGUCCAGGCUACAAUGCCAGUUCAAGUACGCAGAGUUUAAGGCUUUGCAAAGUACACGGGAGAAAAGACUGAAAACACUCUGUGUGAGAAAUAUAAUAUAUAUAUAUAUAUAUAUAUAUAUAUAUAUAUAUAUAUAUAUAUAUAUAUAUAUAUAUAUAUAUAUAUGUAAAAUUGUGUAAAAAUGUGAAACUGCACUUCUGUGUACUAACCUUGAUACGAUGUGAAAACUAUUUGUGUAAAUGACAAAAAAAAAAAAAAAGAAAAAAACAUUGGCUACACUACACAGUUGUAUAGCAUUAGCACCCCUUUUUUAAUGAGCAUGGCUCCUAUUGAUGUGUGCUUCUUUUGUAAAUAAUUUUCCAUUUUUGGAUGUCUUAAACUUAGAUCCAUAUUCAUUUUUUACUGUUAUUUUAUUUUUUUAUUUUUUUGUCACUAUUGGAAUGCAAGACAGCAUUGGUUAAAGAUUUGGUUACAUUUAACAGAAAAUCUGAGCAAGAAUAUGAGGGGUUUUUAACAAAUGUAAAAUUAUAUAUCUUUUAUUUGAUUUUUUUUGCAUAUUUCAAUACCAUGGAAGCCCCUGGAUGCCUCAGUUGUGCAAUGCACCUGACAAUCGUGCGGUAAAAUAUACCCCAAGUCUCAAAUUAUAGAAAGAUGUAUCACUCUAUUUGUGGAAGCUUAACAUGAUUGUUAUAUGUGGGAGAUACACAAAACAGCUGUUAUUAUGGAACCCUAGACUUUGUGCAAACGGUGCAUAUCUUAAUACUGUCUGCCUACAAUUUAUAUCCCUGAUUUUUCAUGGACCUCAUUUGACUGUAUUUCUAUUGUAUGUAGUAAUGUUUAUACUGUUAAAGGGUGGUGGUAUUCAGAUCCAGCAGGGCUUAGAUUAUUAAUAGAGACCCCAGUAACACAAACACAAGCGCAUGAAAUACAGCUGUGCUAAAACUAUUCAUUCUAAAAUGGAGGCAUUAGUUUAGCUUUCUUAGCAAGCAGUUCCAUAUGAACAUAUUGUAUUAAUGGGAAAAAUAAUUGGCCAAAUUAUACUAACCAAAUGUAGAAAGCAGAAUGAAAAUGUUUGAAAUACUGUUUUUUUUUUUUGCAGAACUGUCUGUAAAAUGUAAGUUAAUGAUAAACUCAGUGUUUAUGUACGAGUCCAGCUACUGUAAAAUUUCAGUUGUACUUUUUUUUUUUUUUUACUUUCUUGUGACUUCCAUUGUUUAUAAAAGAAGCAAUUUGUAUAUAUAAGAUUGUUAGUGUAAAGUGUUAAUAGGUAUCAUUUUAACGAAGAAAAGUGUCCAGUUAUUCUGCAGGCCUAACUUGUGAAAUUUGCUUGCAUAUUUUUAUUUGUACAAAGUUUAUAUUAAAAUUGAUUUGUUUUUAUUGA